AUGUCCACCCGGAGGGGUCUACAGAAAGCAGCCGUGGAUCAACAUCUUCUCUCCCUACCGUACUACCAUGGGUUCCUGCCGCGCGAGGAGCUACCGUACCUGCUCAAGAAGCGCGGCGACUUUCUGGUCCGGAUGAGCGAGGUGGAGAACAAGAAGACCGGCAAGGAGGACGAGCGGAACGUCAUCGUCAGCGUGUGCACCGGGGAGGAGAAGAAGAACAAGGCCACCGGACAGUUCUUUGAUGCCAGCAAUAUGGUGACGCGCAACCUGGUGAUGUACCAGGGCGAGCGGGGCCAAUGGUGGCUGUACUCGGACCAGAAGAUGAACUCGCUGAAGGACUGCAUCGAUCACUACCGCACCAACAGUUUGCAAGCGCAAAAGGGCGACCAGGACAAGGACCUGAAGCUGUCCGGCCCGGUACCCAGGGCCACCUGGGAGCUGCACUACGACAACAUCAAGCUCGAGAAGCAGCUGGGCCACGGCGAAUUUGGAGAGGCAAGC
Messenger RNA from Mesorhabditis spiculigera, 501 nucleotides. NCBI's taxonomy places the organism in Eukaryota, Metazoa, Nematoda, Chromadorea, Rhabditida, Rhabditidae. The record is from the annotation of a GenBank genome assembly.